AUGUCGGCUUCGCUGCUGCUCAGGGUCAUCCUCCUCCACUGGGCCACUGGCAGGGGCUUCAUCCAGGGGGGCAGGACAUGGCAGCACUGCACAGACCUGCGCCCGCUGGACGUCCUGUCGGAGGCGGUCCCUACUGGCGAGCUGGCCGGCAGCAUGAGGGUCUUCCAAGCGCAGGGGAUGCGCGGGUUGCAGCUCAACGCCUCCCAGCCCCGCGCCCUGGGCUUCCCUGCCUCCCGGCUCUUCAUCCACUGCGACCGCUUCCCCGAGGAGUUCUCCAUCAUCGUCACGCUGAGGGUGCCCAGCGCCCCCAGCAAGAGGAACGAGUACAUCUUCACGCUGAUGGCUGAGGAGAGCUCCGGCCUGCUGCUGGGGCUGCGCUACGGCCCCCGCAAGCUCCACUUCCUCUUCUGGAGCCAGGAGCGCAACGGCGUCUGGCAAAACCGUGUCACCUUCCCCAACGUCUCCCUCUCUGACAACCAGUGGCACACGCUCAUCCUGGCCGUCUCUGGCCACUCCUUCUCCCUGACAGUGGACUGCAACAUCCCCAAGGACAUUGUGGUGGAGACUCCAUUUCCAUCCUCUUUGUCAGUGAAGAGAGCCAGCUUCUACCUGGGCAGCAGGAGGAGAAGGAAAGGAGUGUUCACGGGCUUGCUAAGACAGCUUGUUUUGCUGCCAGGAGCUGAUGCCACCUCUCAGAUAUGCACCACCAUGAACUUCAAAGUAGAGACACUCUCUGUCCCCACUGUCCUCCAGGGUCUUCCUGAAAAGCCAGCAAGCAACGAGGUGCUGAAAUACCCCUACGAGACAGACACGAAGGUGACACUGGGGUCCAGGCCACCCUGCACCAAACAGGAGAAGGCACAGUUCUGGUUCAACGCCUCCCGGCGAGGGCUGUUCCUCUGCAACGGCAGCACCUGGAUUUCCAUGCUGGAAGUCAAACAAAGGCUGGACUAUGUGGAGGAGUACCAGAACCUGGUGACCAACUCUGAGACAAUGGGUGUUGAGGUCUUCACCAUCCCAAAGGUGGGACUGUUUGCAGCCACCGCUAACCGAUACACUCUGCCUGGCUCUGCCAUCUAUAAGUGGACUGAUGGGAAGUUUGUGCCCUACCAGAACAUCCCCACCUACCAAGCUCAGACCUGGAAGUAUUUCACCAUAGGAAAGAAGAUCUUCCUGGCAGUGGCUAACUUCGAGCAGGACGACAGAGGCCAGGAGCUCUCUGUGAUAUACAAGUGGAGCCGCAGGAAGGAGAAGUUCCUCACGUACCAGAGGAUCACCACGCACAGUGCUAGGGACUGGGAGGCAUUUGUCAUCGAGGGAGAGGCUUUCCUGGCUGUGGUCAACCACAGAGAAGGGAAUAACCACAACAUAGACAGUGUGAUAUACAGGUGGAACCCCAGGACAGGGCUGUUUGAAACCAACCAGACCAUCCCUACCUCUGGAGCCUAUGACUGGGAGUUUUUCACCGUUGGGCCGUACUCCUUCCUGGCUGUGGCUAACACUUUCAAUGGCACAUCCACCAAGAUCUACUCACACAUCUACAUCUGGCUCAGUGGCUCUUUCCAGCUCUUCCAGUCCAUCCUGACGAUUGGUGCUGCCGACUGGGAGGUCUUUCGCAUCGGGGACAGAGUCUUCCUGGCUGUUGCAAACAGCCAUAGCUAUGACAGUGGGAUGCCAGCACCCUCUAACUUCUACGCUAUCAACUCCUCCAUCUAUGAGCUGAACAUCACUGCCCAGAUGUUUGUCAAAUUCCAGGACCUCCUCACUUUCAGUGCCCUGGACUGGGAGUUCUUCUCGGUGGGAGAUGACUCUUUUCUGGUGGUAGCAAACUCCUUCGACGGCUUCACCUUCUCCGUUAACAGCAUCAUCUACAGGUGGCAAGGCUAUGAAGGCUUUGUAGCAGUUCACCACCUCCCCACUGUUGGCUGCAGAGACUGGGAGGCGUUUCACACUGCCGAGGGUUCCUACCUCCUCUACUCCAGUGCCAAGGAGCCACUUUCCAAGGUGCUCAAGCUGAAAACCACCUGAGAUGGCUGAGACAUGUUCAGCUGAUUGCCAGGGUAGAGUGGCCUCCCCAGCCCACCCUGCAGCUGUGGGCACCUGCCCACUCCCCUGCUCCACCAUGGCUGGU
Molecule: messenger RNA, 2131 nt
Organism: Pogoniulus pusillus (Red-fronted tinkerbird)
Lineage: Eukaryota; Metazoa; Chordata; Aves; Piciformes; Lybiidae
Gene: TSPEAR
Product: thrombospondin type laminin G domain and EAR repeats
Exons: 13
Coding region: 1-2028 (675 amino acids)
Biological process (GO): signal transduction
Source: RefSeq, a predicted model, not a curated record